AUGCUCUCUGCCCAGCUCCUCGCCCUGCAACCUCACGCGCUCCGGCCCGCGCUGACGCCGACUCGCCGUGGCUCUUCGUUUUGGUCGGAACCGUGGACCGAGCCACUCCUCUUCCAGUCGGCGUGGCGGAUGACGCUCGACAUUCAGAGCGGCGGCGCCCGCCUUGCGGUUCCGUUGGAGAUCACAUUCUCGGACGAGCCUGUCGCGAGUGGCGACUUUCGCUGGACCGUCGAGGAGCCAACUUGCUGCCCCGCGAGGCGGCUCCUCGCUUCAGCGGGCGCGUUUGUCGGCCCUAAAGGUGAGGUGAGCGUCGAGGCCCGGCCGGGCGGCUGGCUAGCCGAGCCGCCCGACCGCUGCGGCAGAUCCGCGCUCCGCUUCUACAUCGACUUUCCCGACGGGGCGCAGCGCAACGGCGCCGCCCUUCCUCCGGGCCGCGCCUUCUUUCGCGCUGCGUGCUGGGAUGGCGCGCAGCUGCGCCAGUUCGAGGCAGAGGCCUCUGCCGUCCGGGCGGAGCUGGAUGCGCUGGGUGCGGCAGCCGAGGCGUCCGCCUCCCUCGGGCUGUCCGCUGAGCGGGCGGAGGCGGCGGUGCCGAGCGAGCGGAGGCAGCUUCUCGAGUACCAGCUCGAGAUUAUCGAGCGAUCGAUGCCGGAGAAGAGGGGGGUGUUCCCAGGGGCCGGUGUGCCACUUUUUCCUUGA
Messenger RNA from Emiliania huxleyi CCMP1516, 696 nucleotides. RefSeq lists its product as hypothetical. The transcript has a single exon. Lineage: Eukaryota; Haptophyta; Isochrysidales; Noelaerhabdaceae. The coding region runs from base 1 to 696 and encodes 231 amino acids. The record is from RefSeq and is a predicted model, not a curated record.